This is a messenger RNA of Lacerta agilis (Sand lizard), 1530 nucleotides long. RefSeq names its product vomeronasal type-2 receptor 26-like. Gene Ontology annotation, cellular component: membrane. Bases 1 to 1530 code for a protein of 509 amino acids. Gene Ontology annotation, molecular function: G protein-coupled receptor activity. The record is from RefSeq and is a predicted model, not a curated record. Gene Ontology annotation, biological process: G protein-coupled receptor signaling pathway. NCBI's taxonomy places the organism in Eukaryota, Metazoa, Chordata, Lepidosauria, Squamata, Lacertidae. The transcript has 5 exons.
AUGGCAUCUCAUAUUUAUUACGUAUUCCCUAACUUAUCCUUCAAGAAACACCCUUCCCAGGACUUCAUUAACAACCCAUUGGUGGUGACAAAGUUCUACCAGAACAUCCUUGCUAUGGUGUUUGCUGUUGAUGAGAUCAACGAGAAUCCCAGGAUGUUGCCCAAUAUGUCUCUUGGGUUCCAUAUCUAUGAUGGCUAUUAUAAUUCAAAGAUGACCUACCGAAACACCCUGGACCUGAUCUUUAAAUCACAUCACUUUGUUCCCAACUACAGGUGUGGCAUCCAGAAAAAUGUAAUAGGAGUCAUUGGGGGACUUAGCUCUGAUACCUCCUGGUGCAUGGCAAACAUCUUAGGUCUUUUCAAGAUUCCACAGAGAAUCUCAUUCAACAACAGUGCUGGAGAUGAAAUUGAAUUCAAUGAAUACGGAGAGUUGGCAGCUGACUUGGAUAUUACAAACUUGGUCACAUUCCCAAAUAGAUCGUACAUCAGAGUCAAAGUGGGAAGGUGGGAUCAUCAGGCCCCUCCCGGCAAAGAGUUCACCAUUAAUGAGGACAGAAUCAAAUGGCACAGAGUCUUCACUGAGUAUGAUUGUGAUCCAUGUCCAGAAGGAAUGGUUUCAAAUGAGAAAGACAUGGAAACAUGUAUCAGUUGCCCAACAGAUCAAUAUCCAAACAGCAUCCAGGCUCUAUGCAUUCCUAAGAUUCAAAACUUCCUAGCCUUUGAUGAAACCUUGGCCAUUGUUUCAACUUUCUCUGCACUUUUAUUCUCCCUGAUUACAAUUCUGGUGCUCGGCAUCUUCAUUAAGCAUCGCAAUACAGCCAUAGUCAAAGCCAACAACAGAAGCCUCACCUAUGGUCUCCUCAUCUCCCUCCUCUUGUGUUUCCUCUCUUCUUUGUUGUUCAUUGGAAAACCUAAUAAGAUGACUUGCCUUCUCCGACAAAAAGCUUUUGGCAUUGUCUUUUCUGUGGCCCUCUCCAGCAUCUUAGCCAAAACCAUACUGGUGGUUUUGGCAUUCAUGGCUACCAAACCAGGAACCAAUAUGAGGAAAUGGGUAGGCAAAGAACUGGCUUAUUCCAUUGUCUUUUCCUGCUCCAUUAUUCAAGUAGGGAUCUGUGUCCUCUGGCUGGCAACCUCUCCCCCAUUCCCUGAUGUGGACAUGCACUCAAUGACAGGAGAAAUCAUAUUUCUUUGUAAUGAAGGGUCAGUCCUCAUGUUCUAUUGUGUUUUGGGCUACAUGAGCUUCCUGGCCACUGUCAGCCUCACAGUCGCCUUCCUAGCCAGGAAGUUGCCUGAUACUUUCAAUGAAGCCAAGUUCAUCACCUUCAGCAUGCUGGUCUUCUGCAGUGUUUGGCUAUCCUUCAUUCCAACCUACCUGAGCACCAGAGGUAAAUAUAUGGUGGCUGUGGAGAUCUUCUCCAUCUUUGCUUCUGGUGCUGGGUUACUGGCUUGCAUUUUUUCCCCUAAAUGCUACAUUAUUCUGGUGAGGCCUGACCUGAACAACAGAGAGCAGCUAACACAAAGAAAGGUCUAA